ACGUCCGCAAUGGCUGCUUGUUUCGCUUCUGUUUCGGCAAUCAUGGCUCGGAUGAGAGAGUCUUGGGAAAGGCGUAUAUACUUAACCGAUAUUGAAUACCGAAGCUGGCAGAAACGAGCUAAUCGAUUACUAUCGGAGUUCAUGCCCUCGUCU
This is a messenger RNA of Perkinsus marinus ATCC 50983, 153 nucleotides long. RefSeq lists its product as hypothetical. The transcript has a single exon. The annotation marks the transcript as partial. Lineage: Eukaryota; Perkinsozoa; Perkinsida; Perkinsidae. The record is from RefSeq and is a predicted model, not a curated record.